CUUUGUGAACGUGAUAAAGACUACAGUUUUGAUCCGAUGUUCAUAAAAUGUCAUUCGUAAAUUGGACGAUUUUUUUUAGGAAAUAGAGGCUUAUAUUUUGACGAUGUUUUGAUGAACCUUGAUAUGCAUGUUGGUAAAAUCUCUGACGCAUGCAUUUUCUAUUAACAGUUUUUAAAUUAACGUCCUUGAUUUAGUUAGAAUGGGUCAAAAUUGGCUUGUCAAUGCAUGGUCAAUGUGAUAUAAGCUACAACUCCAAGUCUUUAUAUUACACUUUUCCGUUUCCAAAUUUAAGACGAUACUUAAAGUCACUCAGAUGGCGCUAUUAUCCAAUAUGGAAGACUUACGUGGCAUUAGGAUAGCUUUCGACAUUUAAUUGCAAAAAAUCUUUACUUUGCAUGAGAUAUUUUACAUGUUUGUAGUUUGUGUGAUAUUGUCAGAGAGGAGCUUGUUGAACUGGUGUGAUAGUAACUGUAAUUGUUCAAUAUGAUAACUAAGUUUUUAGUUGUUGUGUUAUGUGUUGGUUGUAUUUGUAUCAAAGCUGAUAGGAGUAGUAGUCGAAAGAGUGAUCGUCAAUAUGAUGAGGAGGAAGAGGAACUUUAUGAUGAACAAGGUAAACAAUCCUCCUCACAUAAAACAAACCAUGAUCCUCGUUCUAUACCUUCUUUUUCAUCACAUCAACCUUUAGAUAAUUCAAUCCCUUCUCAAGGUGAUGGUGUAAAGCAAUCCAAUCAGCCAAAUUCCAAAGAAAACUUACCAAAUGAUGUAAUUUCUAAAACUCCAGAUCAAGGAAAAGAAAUUAAGACACUGGUUCAAGGUGUACAAACCGAAUCAGUGCGAUCUCAAUUUGAAACGAUGAAUGAAAAUGCAGAGAAAGAUACAGUUGGACAUAAUGUAAAUCAUGAUUAUUCCCAACCUGACAUAGAUCAAAUCGUUAAUAUCAAAUUGGAAUCAAUCAUAGUUGAAGACUCCAAUAAACAAAAUGAACCAAACACCAUUCAAGGCCAAUCCAAAUUUUACAAAGCAGAGGAUGCAAAAGUCAAAUCAGAGGGUGAACAAGUUUUGAAUGGUAAAAUUGAAUUUGUUCAAAUUUAUAAUGCCGAACUUAAUAUUGACACCAAAAAUGUUCAUGAUAAAACAAGAGUUUAUAAGGUAGAGGCAAGGGAACCAUCACCUGAAAAACACUUAGAGCAAGAACCAAGUAGUAAAUCUGAUUCUGUUCACGAUAAUGGGAAAAUGGAUACAGAAAGAAAUAUUGCUCAUGGACAAACCAAAUUCUAUAAAGUUGAAGGUAGCAAUGAUAACCUGAAACAGCCACAGGAACUUAAUGUUAAAUCUGAUUCCAUUCAUUUUGAUAACCCAAAUAUUAAUAUUGACACAAGGACACUAAAUGGAAGAACCAAAUUCCAUGAAGUGAAAAAGACAGAAGGUGAUGCUACUACAAAAAAUUCAGAUCCAGUAGUGCUUCAUGGAAGAACAGAUUUUCAUGAGGUAACUUCUUCAGAUCAAGAAAAAGGUGAAUUCACACCAGGACCAGGCCAGUUUCAGAAAGUAGAUCAUGAUCAGUAUGGCCGAAAGGAAAGAAAAGUUUUAAAAGUAGAUGUUUUAAAUCAAGCUGUUGUUGAAGAUACAGUGAAUGUUGAAGUAAAGAAAGAUAUCAAUCAACCAAAAUCAACAUCUCAGCAAUCAACACAACAGACAUUUCAAGAAGAUGGUCUCCAUUUUGAAUCAGUCAAUAUGGAUGAGUUCAUAGAAAAUUUAGACAAGGAACCAUCCACUGCUAAAGAUGGUGAUGUAUUUGAAAUUGAAAAUCUACCAGAGCCAUUUGAUCGUAAAACAUUAGCUAUAGAGAAGAUUAAAGGGAUCUAUAAAACAACAAGAGGUAAUAAUGAAAGGGAAACAGUUAUCCUAUAUAAUCCUGAUGAAUUUGGAUAUGUCAAAUCAGUCAAAUAUACACAAAGACUAAAAGGAGAUGGUACCUUUAAAACAGAAGAGGAACAUUUUCUACAAACAAUACCAGAGCUAGUCACUCAUAAAGAUCAACUAAAGAAAGCUGUGAAAG
Lottia gigantea (owl limpet) is the source of this 2059-nucleotide messenger RNA. RefSeq lists its product as hypothetical. The annotation marks the transcript as partial. The record is from RefSeq and is a predicted model, not a curated record. The transcript has 2 exons. Lineage: Eukaryota; Metazoa; Mollusca; Gastropoda; Lottiidae.